AUGAGCGAAGAACAAAAAGACAUCUUACGCCGUGCUGGGUUUUUGGAAGGUUUAAUUUCUCGGUGGUCGCCGCGCAAAAUCUCCCGGAACGCCGGGUUCGCCCAGGAAGGGCUCGACUCAUACCAGGAGAUGCACAGCGCCCUGGAGUAUCGUGCAAUAACGUGGGUCCUCCGCUGCCGGGAUAAAAACAUGGGAGCCUACUGGAAGAGCCCGACGCCGGGCCAGAAGUCCUACCAUGCCAAAGAACUGGUCCAAUAUCUCCUGAUACACUGCAGGGUCAAGGGUUCCGAUAAGGACCUGCUUCUAGAGAACUUCCGCCAGCGGUUCGACAGAGACGUCGCCUACUUUGAAGCUCACGGGCUCUCUAUUUACAACUUUCAUAAAGUAUUGGAAAGCUACAUGGCGGCCUUAGAUUACAUGUUUUUUGAUGGCCUGAUCACUAAUCCCGAGAGUGUAGCGGCAGACACCCAACCCCAUGGGCAGCUCUUCAUGCCACGCAGAUACACAGCCAAACUGCGGGUGAACCACGGUGCCGAACCGAGCGGUAAGAUGAUCGCGAAAUGGUACAUGGGGACUGUGGAGAUGUACACGCACGGAGUAAGCGGUGCCCAUGUGCAGCAACUCACGUUACCGCAGGUAGUGUCUACUCUCGCACACGAGCUCGUGCAUGCUUUUCUCGAUAUAUUUGCGUGGGAUGACGACGUCGUUAGACGUACGCUGCAUGUGGGCUACAAACCUCCUGUUCAUGGAUACACCAAAGGUCACGGACCAGCGUUUUGGUCAAUAUACAGAUUUGUUGCAUGCACUUUACGUGAUUGUGCUGGACCAACAGCAGGUCUGGCCUUUAUUAAUGACGCAGAAGUUGCAGCCAAACUUUAUGAAGACAUGCUCGAUUUGUGGGAUAUAGUCUGA
Truncatella angustata is the source of this 912-nucleotide messenger RNA. RefSeq lists its product as uncharacterized. The coding region runs from base 1 to 912 and encodes 303 amino acids. The transcript has a single exon. NCBI's taxonomy places the organism in Eukaryota, Fungi, Ascomycota, Sordariomycetes, Amphisphaeriales, Sporocadaceae. The record is from RefSeq and is a predicted model, not a curated record.